AUGGACGCAAUGGUGGUGUCAGAGGUCAAUGCCCCUCAGGCAGAGGAUGAUGCCCACCGGCCUGAAGACACACUAGAUCGGCCUCCCGUCGAGGCAGAAAACAAGUUCCAGAAGGCAAUCGCAGCAUGGCGGAACAUCGACCUUUCCUCGUUGAUGCCUCAAUUGGAUUCCACAGCCUCUGAAAUAGUCGCCCAGCAGAGAGAUGCCUUGCUCGAGCGGAAGGAACUUGCCCAGAAGACGAAAGACUUUCGAAAAUUGGAGGAUGCAGCGAAGUUGACUGAAUAUAAGACGCUCUUGAAAUCGUACCAAACCUUCAUUGACCUGAUCACUGGCCACGGCAAGACUUCAUCGUCCGCAUUCCUCCAACUAUACCAAUCCUUGUCUGAGGCUCCGGAUCCCUUUCCUCUCCUCGAAGCCUCGGUCGACUCUCUGGUUGCAUCCGAGGACACAGUACCCAAGCUCACUUCUGAGAACCAGCAACUGCUCGCUAGGGUCAGUAGACUGACAGCUCAGCUCGAAGAAACAGAACGAAAGCUGCAGGACGAAAGCAAAGCCCGGAAAGAUGCCGAGGCCGGAACGAGUACGCUGGUGCAAGAGGUCGAAGCCAAAUGGGAAAACGUCCUGGAGGAGAAACAGAACAACUGGACUGCCAAAGAGCGCUUUCUGGAAGACAAGGUCGAAAACCAAGACAGACUCCUUAAAGAAUUGAAAGCCAGCUACGAAGUGUCUCAGAGGCUUCAAGAUGGGUCGGCUGAAGCCGCAUCGUCUAAAGCUGCGGCUGCAGAACUAGAGAUGAUGACCUAUGAGCUAGAGAAGACAACUGCCCGUCUUGCCGAAAUCGAAGCAAGGAACGAACAGCUUCGAGUCGACCUUGCCAGAGCCACUUCCCAGGCUGUUGAGAAUCAUAGUAUCGAAGAUGACCCUUCCUUUUUACGCCUGCAGUCCGAAAACUCUUCCCUUCUUCGAAAAAUUGAGUCCGCCAGGUUCGAGAGAGACACGGAAAAGAGAGAUUGGGACAAUAAGCUACGUCAAGUUGACAGGCAGCGGUCUCAACUCGCAAAUGAGAAUGAGGAGCUACGGACAAAGGUCAGUAAAUGGUCCGACUAUGAGGAUCUGAGACGGGAGCUAGAUACUCUUCGGUCAAUUGAACUGUCAAUUGGCGACGAUGAAGAUGGGGACGAGGCUGCUAUGGACGGGUUGGUAGAGAACGGCACGAAGCAAUCUUUGGAGCAGCUGCUGCUCGCACGCAACAAAAAGCUGACCAACGAGCUGACGUUAUUGCGAGUGUCGCACCAAGACCUUCAACGGCAGCUUGAAGAUCUUCAAGAAGAGCUGUCCCGGACGAAUGCCGAGUUGGAGAAGUCUCAGAAGCUGUCUUCAACCCUGGAGAACGAUCUUAUGCGCGUACAAGAGGAGGCUGUAAACGCACUGCCCUCUUCGGGGAUGUCUGUCGCCGGCACUUACGUAUCUCGGCAUCCUAUGGGCUCUUUGCGGAGAGGAAGGGCAUCACCCACAUCCUCAAUCAUCUCGGGCUACGACAUGCAGCCGAGAACCAACACCUUGGAGUCACUGCGAGGGGGAGAUCCAGCUGGGGGAGGAUCUGGCAUUUUGCCGAUGAUCCAGGCUCAAAGAGAUCGGUUCAAACAGAAGAACCAACAACUUGAGGAAGAGCUAUCCAAAACUUACGCGACCGUCACUUCGCUGCGUCAAGAAGUUGCCUCGCUUCAGAAGGACAACUUGAAUUUGUACGAAAAAACGCGAUAUAUCUCUGCAUACAAUCGAGGUCCAGCCACGUCUUCCGCUUACCACGGGGCACCAGGACACACCUCGAUCCAUGUGGAUGACUCAACUACCAGCCGCUGGAAAUCGCAAUACGAGGCCAAUAUCUCUCCUUUUGCCGCCUUUCGUGGCCGAGAAGCGACACGUGCCUACAAACGCAUGAGCUUCCCAGAAAGGAUUAUAUUUUCGCUGACGAGGGUCGUUCUCGCGACCAGGACUUCACGCAAUCUCUUUGCUGGCUAUUGUCUUGCACUUCAUAUGCUGGUGUUCGUAAUGCUCUACUGGAUGGGCACCGCAGAUGUGGAUCGAAAGGUUGUCCAUCUGGGCGAAGCGGCAGCGGCAGCAGUGGGCGGCGCAGGCCUUCGAUCACCUGAAUCCCACGAUCCUGACUGGCAUCAGCAGGAAUUUGGAUAG
Messenger RNA from Fonsecaea multimorphosa CBS 102226, 2193 nucleotides. RefSeq lists its product as uncharacterized. Bases 1 to 2193 code for a protein of 730 amino acids. Lineage: Eukaryota; Fungi; Ascomycota; Eurotiomycetes; Chaetothyriales; Herpotrichiellaceae. The record is from RefSeq and is a predicted model, not a curated record. The transcript is spliced from 3 exons. Gene Ontology annotation, biological process: intra-Golgi vesicle-mediated transport. Gene Ontology annotation, cellular component: Golgi membrane.